Xenopus laevis (African clawed frog) is the source of this 2155-nucleotide messenger RNA. It is a transcript of the gene olig1.L, whose product is annotated as oligodendrocyte transcription factor 1 L homeolog. Bases 249 to 938 code for a protein of 229 amino acids. Gene Ontology annotation, molecular function: protein dimerization activity; E-box binding; DNA-binding transcription factor activity, RNA polymerase II-specific. Lineage: Eukaryota; Metazoa; Chordata; Amphibia; Anura; Pipidae. Gene Ontology annotation, cellular component: nucleus. The transcript has a single exon. The record is from RefSeq and is a predicted model, not a curated record. Gene Ontology annotation, biological process: positive regulation of transcription by RNA polymerase II; axon development; sensory organ development.
UAUAGUUUUUAAGGCAGGAACACAUUAGCCAAUGAAAGUAUUGGCAGAGGCUGGAUCGGCUGGGAGGGCAGUCUCAUCCACUGGUUUAUCAGAUGCACAGCCUCGACAAGAAAAGCAAGCCGGCUACAGGUCAUUGCACUUGCAAGUCCCUCAACAACCUGUUUCUUUUCCCUUACUUUUACCUCACUGCUUCCUCGUACACAAGUAUGACUACGAUUUAAGACGCUAAGGACUCUGGGAGCCAUAUUAUGCAAAUCUGCAGGUUCAUACAGAAUAGAGAGAAGAUGAUGAGGCACUGCCAGAGUGACUUGCUUUGUAACAAAGCUGUCCAAGACCUACCUGCUAGCUACAGGCACCCUUCUUCCAUCUUGAACAUCAGCGAAGACAAUAAUCAGGAGCCAUCUGUGUCUAUGAAUGGCUGUGGGGGGCAUGCCAAUGACCUAAGGGAGGAACAACAGCAAUUAAGAAAAAAGAUUAACAGUAGGGAAAGGAAAAGGAUGCAAGAUUUAAACCUAGCGAUGGACGCUCUACGGGAAGUCAUCUUGCCCUAUUCUGCAACCCAUUGUCAGAGCUCACCUGGAAGGAAGCUGUCCAAGAUUGCCACGCUACUGUUAGCCAGGAAUUACAUACUGCUCCUUGGCAGCUCCCUUCAAGAAUUAAGAAGGCUAAUUGGAGACAUAAGUGGCCCAGGGCCAAGGUUGCUGCUUGCUGGGUUGCCCCUUUUCGCUGCACCUGGAUCCAUGCUCUUAGCCCCAGGGACAAGCAACAAUCCAGACCCUCAAUGCAGUAACAAGUUCCACUCACUGUCCUUGGAGGAACCUCAGUGCCCUGCUUACAAUCUGCCUGGGAGUGCUGGCGUUUGUACCUGUACCAUCUGCAGGUUCACUCACUUUAUUCCAGGCAGCCUCAGCAUCAAAGCUAUACAGUUUUCCAAGUAAAUAUAGCCUGCGGGUUCUGGACUAGAGACACUGCGAAAGCAAGAAGCGAACACUGGACUCUUUGGGAUUAGUCAUUCUUCAUGCUAUGACAAUUCACACAAUAGUGGGUGAACAAAUAUGUACGGACACAUUGCAUUGUGGUUCUGUGGUAUAGCAACAAGAGCUUGCCCCUUUCUAUCUCUUGUAUUUGUAAAUAUAAUAUAAUUUCUCCCAUACCCUCUAUGGAAGAGUAUAGGGGGACUUAAGGAGUUCUGGGACCAAGUAAAGGUACAAGACUUCUAGCCAAGUUCUUUUUUUAGGUAACGUUUAAUAUCUCAUACUUUAAAGCAGGGUAUACACUAUUUCUUAUAAUACACUCAUUUUUAGUGAGUCAUUUCACACAUCACUAAGCAGUGAAUCUAAAUUAUGACAUCAUUACAUAACAUUAAUAAGGAUAUAUUUUUAGGACUAUUAUUCUAAAUAGUUUAGUACACCGUACACAGAAUAACACAGGACUUGGGGAGCUUGUUCUUGACUGAUAAUAUCCAGUUCUACAUUCCCAGAGAUCAGCUUUAAGCCAGACAAUUAUUUAGAUAUAGUAUGCCCUAAACUGCUAGCCAGAUGGCACAAACAAGGUAUAUCAGUGAAAACAUUCUGUUCUAGUCCAGUAACUCACAGUAACCAAUCAGCAGCUAGUCUAUUGCAAUAUUGUUAUAAUAUUGGAAGCAAAUAUCUGAUUGGUUGCUGUGGGAUACUAAACUAUGUAAUGCUGAGUGCAGCAGUUUAGCAACAGCUUGGGGACUGGCUGACAUAUUGAUGGUAUAAUCCUAUUUCCAGUGAGAGAACAAAACUGGAAAAUGUUCCAUUGCUAGGUGUGUCGAUCAUCUGUUUGUUCUGUAUUGUUAUUUAGUGAGCCUUACUAACUCAGGCAGCACCCAGUGAUCUCUAUAGACUGACAGCCAAAUAAAUAUACGCUAGUUCAUGCCUGGAACGUUCAGUAUUUUUGUAUUGCAAUGAAGGGUAUUUAUAAAUGCCAUAGAUAAUAAAUGUCAUUAAUGAGACACCACUGUGAAACCAACUAAAGCAAUGUUAUAGUGUAGCAUAGCUAUGGGGGCCUUUUAUAAUAACUGGUAACAUAAAACCUAAUGCCUUUAGUAUGUUCUAAUGUGUCUUUACACUGUGAUGGUGUUGAUGUUGAUGAUGAUGAUGAAAUCCAAAAUAAAUUGUCUGUUACUGGA